Messenger RNA from Trypanosoma cruzi, 738 nucleotides. RefSeq names its product biotin/lipoate protein ligase, putative. Gene Ontology annotation, biological process: protein modification process. NCBI's taxonomy places the organism in Eukaryota, Euglenozoa, Kinetoplastea, Trypanosomatida, Trypanosomatidae. Gene Ontology annotation, cellular component: cytoplasm. Gene Ontology annotation, molecular function: biotin--[biotin carboxyl-carrier protein] ligase activity. The record is from RefSeq and is a predicted model, not a curated record. The transcript has a single exon. Bases 1 to 738 code for a protein of 245 amino acids.
AUGCCAAUGGAUGUGCCGCCAAAUAUUCACCACGUCGGUGAAGUGACCUCCACGAUGGAUGCCGCGCGUCAGAUGUUGACUGCUGCGAAUGGUGCUCCCUUUGCCGUUCUUGCAGAGUCGCAGGUGAGGGGGCGUGGCACGGGUGAACGUGUGUGGAUUUCACCAAAGGGCAACAUGUACUUCACGCUUUGCAUCCCCGAAAAAAGUGUCACGCCGGAGAUUACUCCUGUCUUACCGCUCCUCACGGGGCUUGUCUGCCGUGCCGCCAUCAUGAGUGUCAUCAAAGGGGCCGAUGUACAUGUGAAGUGGCCAAAUGAUAUUAUAUACGCCGGGAAAAAGAUUGGCGGAAGUCUCGUGGAGAGUGAGGGAGAGAGCCUGAUUAUUGGGAUUGGUAUGAAUGUCGAGCUGGCGCCGCCGGUGACGGAUAGCGGUCGGGCGUCCACCACCGUCAAUGAGGUUGCGGCAACUUUGGGGCAGCCAAAAGUCACACCAGCGCAGCUGGCGGAGCUUGUCUGGAAGCAUUUCUUCCAGAUGAUUUCAGACACGGCGUUGACACGCAAGAUCCUUGUGACGAGGUUUGACGCAGCGAUGGACAAAAGUCUUUCACUUCAUCGCCGCACGCCAACGGGACGUGAUCCGGAGGAACUACGCGCCCUGCGGCUGAAUGAGUGGGGACAUCUCAUCGUCUCGAGGCCGGACGGCACGGAGGACACUCUCAUGGCGGAAUACCUUUUUUAG